UAUUAUAGCGAGAUGGAAAAACCUGAUAAUUAAUUCCGAGCACGGGGCUCCAUUUCAACAGGCGCAACCCGGCAUGACUCUAUUUGGAAGACCGGCACUUCCAUUUUCCACCGGAAAAAUGUCAAAAUUGAUAGCAUACUCCUUCUUUGCAUCUCUGCUAUUCAUACUUCAAUUUUCUUCUCCAGUAUUAUCUAUCAGGAGGGAUGUUAGUCUUCAAAACACAUAUACCUGUAGAACUACCGUUCAAGGAAGAUAUUUGAUUGCCGAUGAUAUGGGUCAAGUCUGUGAUGCACUCUCCAUUGAUCCCCAUACUCGCUGCUGCCGUGGGAAAUCAGAGCGAUUCUCUUGCAAUGGUUGUAAUCUCGUUUCACAAUGUUGCGAUUCCUAUGAAUUUUGUGUCUCUUGCUGUUUGAAUCCGUCCAGGACACAAAAGGAUCUGGCGGUAAAUGUGAAGAUAUCUAAGCCCAUAACAGCAGGGAUGUAUUCAAGUAUUUUUGAUUUUUGUACAGGAAGAUGUCGUCAUAAUUCGGAAAGUGUGGUUCAUGAAAACGCUUAUCUCAGUGAAUUUCAUCAUUGUUUUUCUAUACCGUCUAAUUCUUCUUCUGGCGGUGGUUCUGGUGUACAAACUGAAGUGAGGUUGGCUGGUAUAAAUGUUGUGAUAGGAAGACAAGGUGAAUCGUGUGAUUCGGUGUGUAAAUCUAGUGGUCAGUCUUGUGUUCCGAACAAAUUUGUGUUGCUUAAUCAGUGUGAAACGAUGCAUAAGUACUUGAGCUGUAAAGGUGGAUGUUUGGCAAGUGUUGGAGCUGAUCAGCCUGCUGAAGUAAUUGAUGAUGCUCCCAGAGAUUUGAACCCUGGAGCCUGCUUGUACACCUCGCAAGUGUCCGUGCUAUCUUGUGAUGGUUCGCAUCAGCAUACGAAGAGGCUAUGCCCCUGCGCGUAGUGUGGUGAAUUUCCCUCCUCCAUAUUUUUUCAAUAUAUGUGUCUUACUUUCAUUUUAGUCUGUUUUGGAAACAAUGUCACUUUAUAUAUUUAGUAAUUCUUUUAACUCCAACAUCCAACACGAUAUAUUUAAGACCAUAAGAUUGAAAAGUAUUCCUAGCUUUUUCAAAAUUUUGUGCCAGUCAAACUAAGAUACAUAUAGUUCCUUAGGUUUAUGAGAAGUUAGUGAGGAAUCUCAUUUUAGAUUGUUGAAUUCCUUGUCAUUAGACUCACAGUUUAUCCAUGACUAAGAUGUACUUACUGUCGCCUAAGGAUGUCCUCAUUAAGGUUCUGAAGCGACAAUUUCAGAUGAUGCUCUGCAAUGCCUUCGAAGUUUGUUGGGUCUUUAAAGUUUUCAAAUAUUUAUGGACAAGUUGGUUGUUUUUUCUGGUUUUCUUUCAUAUUUGGAUUUAUUUAUUUUACUUAGAGCAGCUUAUCGAUCUUAAUAUUUACAAGCUUGGGUAUGAUCGUAACUUCUCCUUUCAUGUAAGCUUUGUAAUGUACAUCUACAUUGGAGGCCCCUUCAUUUCCUUGCAUAUUGUCCACCAAAUGCAUGUUGGAGUUGGAGUUUGUGCCCCUUUCUGUUUCUUACUGAUGCCUCAUCCAUUCCAACUGAGUGGAAACUCUUGGAAGUCCUUUCUUUUAUGAGAUUAUUGAAUGAUUGGGAGAUAGUAAGAGUUACAAAGUUCUUCAAUGUGUUGGAAAACUUCAAAGGGACAACUGAUAAUGAAGAUUUCAUGAUUUGGAAUAAUAAUGUACGAAGGGAUGCAUAGUUAAUUCAGCAUGCAACAUAUUAAGCUCUACUGAUCAACAAAAUACAUGCUGGCCUUGGAGGAAUAUUAGUCAAAGUUCCUUUUAAAGUAAUAUGUUUCUCCUCGUUGAUGGUCAGAAAACAUGCUUAACUUGUGGAAAUCUGCCAAGAAGGGGAAUCCGGUUAAGCUCAAGAUGCUUCCUAUUCAGGAGAAUGUAGAAAAUUAUAGCCAUUUGCUUUUGCACUGUAAAAUGACAGGUUAGUUGUGGCAGAUCUUUUUGAGUAAGAUUGGCCUGAAAUAGGUCAUGCCAGAGCCUAAACUUUUAUGCUGGAGCAAUGUGGGGGCAGGGGAAGGCAGAAGAAGUGGUGAAAGUCUAUUAUAGCUUGUAUAUAGUGAACUGUAUGGAGAGAGAGAGAGAAAUGCAGGUGUUUUAAAACAGGAGCAGCUCUUUACAGAGAAUUACGAUAAAUUGUAUUCAGUCUUUGUAUUUUUGGUGUAAAGAAAACUAUGUAGAGGAUACUGAAUCAAUGCUAGUGUUUUCUUUGUAGCAA
This is a messenger RNA of Solanum lycopersicum (tomato), 2281 nucleotides long. RefSeq lists its product as uncharacterized. Gene Ontology annotation, biological process: positive regulation of SREBP signaling pathway; protein N-linked glycosylation. Gene Ontology annotation, molecular function: alpha-1,6-mannosylglycoprotein 6-beta-N-acetylglucosaminyltransferase activity. NCBI's taxonomy places the organism in Eukaryota, Viridiplantae, Streptophyta, Magnoliopsida, Solanales, Solanaceae. The record is from RefSeq and is a predicted model, not a curated record.